Messenger RNA from Loxodonta africana (African savanna elephant), 8815 nucleotides. It is a transcript of the gene IQCE, whose product is annotated as IQ motif containing E. The coding region runs from base 74 to 2341 and encodes 755 amino acids. The record is from RefSeq and is a predicted model, not a curated record. Gene Ontology annotation, molecular function: protein binding. NCBI's taxonomy places the organism in Eukaryota, Metazoa, Chordata, Mammalia, Proboscidea, Elephantidae. The transcript is spliced from 24 exons.
GGGCAGGCCCUGAGGCUGCGGGCGCCCUGGGCUGCCCGCGGAGCCGCGCCCGCAGCCUUGAGGGGCAGCCGCCAUGUCCCUGGGCACCGGGGAGCCGGCCUCGGAGACGGGAGAUGACAGUCUUUCUGCAAUUACCUUUGACUCUGACUUUGAGACGAAGACAAAAAGGAAAAGUGUCCACAAACCUCCACCCACAUCACCAAAGUCACCUUACUACUCUAAGCCUAGAAACGUGGCAUCCUGGAGGUCUCUCAGGACAGCGGGGAGCAUGCCUCUAACCAGUAGGAUGUCCCUGACCCCGCAGAAGCUAUGGCUCGGUACUUCAAAACAAGGAAGUUUGACUCAACCCCUGAAACCAGACCUGACCUGGGAGCAGGCAUGGACCAGCCCCCCCAGCUGCACCUCGGACUAUCUGACAGAAGCUCUGAGAAUGCGGAGGUCCAACCUCAGGCGCUCUGCCAGCAACGGUCAUGUCCCUGGGACCCCCGUCUACAGAGAGAAAGAAGAUAUGUAUGACGAGAUUAUCGAGUUGAAGAAGUCAUUACACAUGCAGAAAAGUGAUGUGGAUCUGAUGAGAACAAAGCUUCGGCGCUUAGAAGAGGAAAAUAGCAGGAAGGAUCGGCAGAUAGAACAGCUUUUGGACCCAACCAGAGGCUCGGAUUUCAUUCGGACUUUGGCAGAGAAAAGGCCUGAUACUGGCUGGGUGGUCAACGGGCUGAAGCAGCGGAUUCUCAAGUUGGAGCAGCAGUGCAAGGAGAAGGACAACACCAUCAACAAACUUCAGACUGACAUAAAGACCACGAACCUGGAAGAAAUGCGGAUAGCCAUGGAGACGUACUACGAGGAGAUUCACCGUCUCCAGACUCUCUUGGCAAGUUCUGAAGCUACAGGCAAGAAGCUCCCCAUGGAGAAGAAGGUGGGCCUCAAGCGGCAGAAGAAGGUGAGUAAUGUCCUCCUGAACCUGACACGGAGCGUGCAGGAGCUGACUGAGGAGAACCAGAGCCUGAAGGAGGACCUAGACCGGCUGCUCAGCAACUCCCCCACUGUCCCCAAGAUCAGGGGUUAUGUGGAGUGGAGCAAGCCCAGGCUGCUGAGGCGCAUCACGGAGCUGGAGAAGAAAAUAAGUUCACUGGAAAGCCCCAAUUCGCACUCAGCAGAACCAGUGAAAGCGAGCUCCGUGCCUCACUCCUCAUCCAGCUCCAUGGUGCACAGGCAGCCCCACGUGGACCACCAGGAGGAGUGUGAGCGCCUGCGAGGCGUCCUGAAGAGCCUGAAGGGCGAGCGGACUGCGCUGCACACGCAGCUUCUGGACAAGGAUUUGGAAGUGAAGCAGCUGCUCCGGACAAAGGCCGACUUAGAGAAGGAGCUGGAACACGUGAAGGAGAGUGAGAAGGAGAGAAGAGGGAGAGAGGAGACCUUGAGAGAGCAAGUUCAAACACUGACCGAGAAGCUUCAAGAGCUGGAAGAAGCAAAGAAAGAAGAGAAAGACGAUCUCAUGGAAAUAGCUCACGAGACCCAGGAGGACCUCCGGCCACCCACUGCAACCAGCGUCCGCUCCUGGCAGGACUCUGAGGACAACACCAGUGCAGCUCACUCACGGCCCCCCUCCGCCUGCUCCGCUGAGACAAGAGAAGACGAGCGGCGGGACGCGGCAGCCAGGGUCCUGCAGGCCCAGUGGAGGGCAUGUAGGCACAAGAAAAAAGAGGCUGUUCUAGAUGAGGCAGCCGUCGUACUUCAGGCAGCUUUCCGGGGACACCUUGUGCGGGCCCAGCUUCUGGCCAGAAGAGCCUGUGGUUCCCCACCUCCCAGCACGCCAAGUCCCCCGUUGCAGCCCCGGCCUCCUACCUCCUCUGUCAAAAGACAAGACGUACAUCAAGAACCUCUAGAGUUCAGAGCCCACCAUCAGCACCCUGCCACACCCAGCAGUCAGAGACGCAUCACCCCAGACAGUGCGGAGCUAGAGAAAGCCGUCACGCUGGUCCAGUCUGUCUUCCGGGCACACUUGGCGCGGACCAGGCCAGGUGCUCCUGGUCAAAGGACAGCCACCGAAGCUUCUGCUAAGAAGACAUCUGCGUCUACAGUGAACAGGGACGCCUCCUCCCCGCCCUCCCUCGCAGCCUCUCCUGUUCAGGAUGACAGCGAGGCCAGCACUGGGGAGACUGUGGAGGAGUCUGCAGCCGAGGAGGAGGCCCUGACGCCGGGGGAGCCCGCAGUAGUGGAGCCCAAGCUCUCUGGGUCCCAGCCUGAGGAGCCGCCCCCCGUGGACGAAGUGCAUUCGGAUGACUCUGAUGACGUCGUCAUCUCCCCGUCCCUGCCCGGGAAGAAGAGCUCUGCGUCCUAGGCCCUGACCGCCAUCCCUACACCACGGGGGCUCCUUUGGCGUAAGGUUAGGGCUGAAAGGACAAAGCACAUUCUAGAGAACAUAGUAACCAAAAUUGGAGAAAUAAUUUACCUUGUUAGAAAACAGCAAUACCUACUGAACACCUCUACCCCGGCUCUGGCACUGCUCCUUCAUGUGCGUGUUUGUUUGUUGGUUGGGGGAGUCCCAGAUGCCUUCGUUGCCUUCUUUGGGAAGCAGGUGGGGGUACCAUCUCCUCACCUGGGUCUGCAGUCAGGGUUGUGAGUUUUGUGCCAGACAGACACAGGUGCCCUAGAGGGGUGGUGGACAGGAGCCCUGCAGAGACGCAGGCCCAUCCAGCCUGUCAUGAGCUGCCGUGGACCCAGAUGCAUGGCAAGUCACCACCACUCGUCAUCCUUGACGUCACCUCCAGCAGCGUUUGCUCUGGUCUGGACGCAGUGGGUCAGACCUGAGUCCCCGUGCUGCACCUUUCAGGAGAGUCAGAUGAGGCUGGAUACCCAGGGGAGGGUGGCGUCCCCCUUAGCCCUACAGCGCAGCCACUACAGGCCACCCCUGGGGAAGGGUGGUGGCCCCCUCGGCCCCACAGGCCAUCGCAGCCCUGCAGAAGCUAGUGAGCCACUGAAAGGACCAGUGUCCUGAUGCUUCCUGCUUCCACCCCCACUGGGCACUACUCCCAGGGACCACUGCUCCUCAGGGAGGAGUUGGGGUGGAAUUCUUUCAGGGGUUAGAGUAAGACAAAAACACCACCAGGUUAAAACCACAGAAGCAGAUUUGGUUUUGAAAAAUGCAGCAGAAAGAGCUGCUUCCCACAGCCUGGUCGUGGGUGCUUUUACUGCGUGGUCACACCGAGGAGGGGAAGGGGCAGGGGGAGGGCUGAGGAGGCCGGCCUGGCCAUUCGACACAGAAGCCAAGUACUCGCAGCCGUGGUGACCAGUGUCCUGGCUUCCAGGGACAGUCCCCCCACCGUAGUGUCUGUGCCCCCUUGUGGGGUGCACAUUGCUGAAGAGGGGCCUGUCGAAUUCCCUCAGGGGCCAGCAGCUUGCUGUGCUUGGCAGAGAGUUCCUUCUGGAAACUCUCUGGCUUAGUCCUUGGUUUGUUCUUGAGUUUGGCCCUUACCGGUGGGUCACUGUGAGUGACCCCAGGCUUGGGUAGGAUUCCAGAGGGCAUUCAGACCCACAUACCCCCAAGUCUGGGGGAGUGAAUCUCUCCUACGGAAUCCACUUGGCCUGACGUGCCUUGGCUGGACCCCAGGACCCAAGAACUCCUCUGCCAGGUGGGCAGUCUAUCCAGUCUUAGGAGAGAUCUGAUAUUAGAAAGUUCUCCCUGAGACUGAGUGGACAGCUCUCCAAGAGUUUUGCCCACUGGCGAUAGUUUCAUCCCGGGUCCUACCCCCGCAAACAGGACACCCAGCCCCUCAUCAGCAUCCUGACAUUGAACCUGAGGGGCAGGGAGGGCAGGCCUAGGCCAGUCCUUUUUUGGAAACUCAAGGGGCCUCCUCCACAGUGUGGGAAGGCUUCUGACUGUACCAGCAGCAGGGCCUUGUUGGUGGGGGCAGGGAGACUUCUACUCCCUUCUCCCUGAUGGGAGUGUGGGGACCCCCCACCCCAGCCCUGCACACCGCGUAGCAUCAGGCAGGGCUCAGAAGGCACAGGUCACCACAGCCAUCUUCAGCCCUCUGCCAUCCCCACAUAAACACACCCAGUGCCAUCGAGUCGAUUCCGACUCGUAGCGACCCAGGCUCCAAUUUAUAACUGGCUAAAAAAUCCAGCCAGGGGCCUGGCUUGUCCAGUGUUUCUGUAUGUUUGUUCUGUGGUCUGCCAGAUCGGUUUUCAUUUUUCUUUCUCAUCACUGACCUGAAUGAUCACUCGCCCAGGGAAUUGAAGAGGGAGCAAGUGCUGCCCCUCCGCAGUCUCUUCCUCUGGCCCAGACCACCCAGCCCACCCUCCCAGUUUAGAGCCAAAGUCUGGUGGAGCCACUCUGUCCAGCAUAGCUCCAGGAGGACAGCAAAGGCCCAGCCACCAGCCUCACACUUUCCUUGGGGGGGCUUCAGUCCCGUGCUGUGGCCACCCCCCCCCUCCAUUUACAUACAGGCAUCUCUGCAGCUACUUUCUCACCCCGAGGUGCUUGUGGCCUCAGAAGGUCUGGGUUGUGAGCCUCAAGGGAGACUCAGUUGCCCUCAGGGAGCCAGGCAGGCUCUGUUCCAGGAGAGCGUGUAGAGAGAGUGUACUGGGCAACAGGAGCGUGGCUAGCACCUGGCCCAGCUGCAGGAUGCCCCAUCAUGGGCCCCAUUUCAUUCCCGACGCCCUGUUUCAAGGUCUUGGACCCAUUCCUGAUCUUCUGUCCCAGGCCUUGGUCCCUUCCUGAUGCUCCGUCACAGAGCUGGGUCCCUUCCUGAGUGGCAGACGGGGCCAUGUGUCCUUGUGCACUGUGACUUGCAGGCACCUGGACAACGGGCAGAUCUGAGGAGAAAACCAGGUCAGCCUGAGGGCUUUUUCCCCAAGAAAAGGCCCUGAAACCAUGAAUAUGUAGAUUUCUCCAUUAGAAGCGCCUAUGCAGUCUCGAGGUUACCUCAGAAAAUGAUGCCUCCACUGUGGGUCCUCACCUCGUCUUUGGAUGUCCUGGUGCUCCAUGUGGACCCCCUGCCAGCCGCUCUGGGGUUUCCCCAGGUAACCACCAUGGCUCUGUCUGACGAGAAAAUGCCGUGUCCCAUGAGGAGCGGUGGCAGGGUGGUCCUGGCACUAACUUUGAGUCCUGCAUCAGCUGCGCACAGGACCACUGGCAGAGGGAGCGGCCAGAGGAAACUCAGCUGGAGAGGAGGAUAGCUCUGCCCUCUUCCUCCCUCAGCGGCUCCAAGGAACAGGACUUCAGACCCUGUGCCCGCUCACAAGGGGCCCACCCCUCCCAGGAGCCCUCUGGAGCCACAGGCAGGGAAUGAGAAUGGGAGAAGAAUGGAGAGUCCAGGAGAAAGGGGUCUCACCCAGGCGAUCGGCGCCAGUGCAGGCCCAGGCAUGGACCCACCCAGGUGUGUGGAGGUCACAGCCACUUUGUGCUGGUUUCCAGGGCAACACCUCCGCAUCACCAUGAACUCAGAGCAGUGACCAAACUAGUGCUCUCAGAGGCAUGUGGGUAGUCCAGCUGCAAGGACACCUGUGACCAGCAGAGGGCAGAACUGGAGGCCUCUUCUCUGGCCUCAUGCCUGCGGAAGCCGCUGCCCCUGCCCUGACUGCUUCGUCACACAGAAACCCUGAGGUACAUGGAGACACAGACUGUCACUGGGACACCACGCCUGCUGGGCUACUGUUGGACCCUGUUCCCGUCACCAAGGCUGGGGAAGAGGGUGCCCCAGGUUCAGCCAGGGUGGACCACCUGUCAUUCUUGUGUAGUGCCAGGCAGUCACACACGUCUGAGCAGAGCCGUGGCCAUGGGGACCACCUGCUCACCUUCCUCCACCUGACGAGGGACUGAGGAGAAGGUGCGAGAAGGGGCAGGCACAGGAGGGGCUAGGCAGGCCACUCGCUCAGGGAACUAGAGAGGAGGCUGUGACGAGGCCACCAGGCAUCGUUAGGGUGGUGAGGGAGGUGGGCUAGCUUAGUAGCAUGCUGUUUUCAACAGACUAGGGAGUGUCUGCGUGGGGUGUGGUCCCAGAGAAAGGGUGGGCAUUGAAGGAGGCUCCCGUGGUUCCUGUGGGGGAUGGGAGCUGAGGGUCUGAGGAGCCUGUCCUGACUGGUUCACCCCUGUCCUCCCUGUGGCGAAGGGCACUGGUGUGCACCCCAUCCUCCCAGGUGACACUCAGCCCAGGCCUGGUGUGUGAGCAGAAAGGCGUAUUGGUGUAUUUCUGUUUGUCAGGCCUUCUUUUUUAAAUAAUUUUAUUUGUUGUUGUUGAGAAUAUACAGAGCAGAACAUACACCAAUUCAGCAAUUUCUGCAUGUACAAUUCAGUGGUACUGAUACCAUUCUUAGAGUUGUGCAACCAUUCUUGCCCUCCUUUUGGGCUGUUUGUUGGUUCAUCUUGGGCAGGAGGGCUCUCUAAGUGGGUAGACAGUCCCGGUGCCUGCUUUCUGCACUCUGUCUGACACACGUCUCUUCUGAGAAGGGGCGACGGCUGUGCUGCUGGCUCCUAGGCUGGACCACAGACCUCCUCCACAGAAGAUCCAUUAAUUUAGGAGAGGUAGGCCCCAUUGCUCCACCUGCCAGGGCUGGGCUCACUUUUGAAGAAAUAAAGAGACCUCCUAAAAGUUUAUGAGCGGCCAUCCAUGAUACAACGGUUGAUAUCUAUUCAUCUGAGACAGCUGAGGAAGGAGAUCCAGGCAUCAGAGAAGGAAAUGGGCCACAGGUCUAAUUGCCUCCAUGAACUAUUGCCUCCUUUUCCAUGAGAACUGGAUGGUGCCCGGCUACCAUGACUGAACAUUUUGAUCAAAGACCCAAUAGGUGCAUCUUGAUCAAAAGAGGAAAAUCAGGAACAGAAUCUCAAACUGGUAUGGAGACUGGGAUCUAAUUCUAAUUCCCAGAAAUAACCAUUAAACCUUAAACCAAAACUCCCAUGAAGCCAUCGUUGAACUAUUUAGCCCAGUUAAUGCUUGCCUUAAGCAUUACACUCUUAGAAAGAAGUUUCUGUAAGAAUUCAAACUUACAAUAGUUAACCUAAAACACAGAUGAGAACUUUAAGGGUCAGAGAGCCUAGAUUAAUGGUGAUGAAAUGAUAUGGGUAGAGAUAGUGAAAAUGGUGACAUAAUGUGAGGUAUGUAACCAGUGGCAGUGAAUUGCACAUGUAGAAAUGUUGUGGUUAUGUAUAUUCCACCAAAAAAAAAAAAAAAGACCCCUGUAGAAAGCCCAUAACCGUCACCAUCUGAGUGAGAACCCACUCACGGCAGACCCACCUUGCUCUGUGGAAGCGCUGUCUGCUCUCGUGGGGCCCCGCUGGCACAGAGUCUCUCUGAGAAGAAACAGAGCACUGGGUGUGUGCAGGACCAGCAAGUUCAAGGUUCCCACUGCCUGGCUGUCCGGGUCGGGCUGUUCCUGCCAGCGUCGUCCCUGUGUGGCACCCCCCUGGAAAGUGAAAGCAGGGAAGUCUGAACGCUGACCUGUAAAACCACGGGAGUGGCUCAAGAGAGGAAGGAGCGGGCCCCUGGUCCUGUGCGUUUUCUUUUAGAAUCCCGCGAACCUCACACAGACUGUCUGUGACCUUAUUGGAGGGAGGGAGUUUUCACUGUGCUGCUCAUUACUGGCCCUUGUAAAUAAAAGCCGUUCCACAGCAUCUGUCUCAUUGCCACCCAAAUAGCUCACUCUCAGUCACUCCAGGUACGUGACCCAGAGAGUCUGUGGAUCCGCUUCUGGGCUGCUGGCACCUGGCCACGGGCGCGGCUGGCUCGGGCACCAGAGCCUCAGGAGGGAAGGGGUCCCGUGUGCACGCUGGGUGUCUGGUGGCCCCUCGGUGUCUCACUGAGUUUCUCUCCCUUUGCAUGAAUGAGGUUGAGAGCGCUGAGAGACGAAACGCGCAUGUGUGAGGGGUCUUUCUCCAAAUCCUACUGAAUUUUUGUUCUAAGAACAGGGAGGGAACAGUUUACUUAGGCAUCAACCAACACAUAUGGCAGUGAUAAAAAAAACAAGCCCUUGAUUCUGGGGUUUUGCUUUCCAGUACUGAUGCUUCACUCCCAGAGGCUGCCUGCCCCAGACCUUCAAUGUUGGUGGGGUUUGCUGGAAGCCCUGCGAUCACUCAUGAGUUGACUGUGACGUUUCUGAGUCAGUCUCCGUAACCCGUCACCCCUGGGACCUGCAGGAAGUGGUUGACUCGGGGAAACUUCAUGCCUCGAGAGGGGUCCAAGGGUAGAGAGCAGGGGAAGUGAACCCUGUGGGCCACAGCCUGGACCGGAAAGGGAGGCAGCCUAGGGUGGAAGCGUUUCAGCUCCACCACAAUAAGAGAGCAGAGAGUUAAGGUGCAGCCACGGACCUCCACCCCAACAGACGGAGAGCCUGAAUUAUUGUAUCUUUACAUUUAAGAUAUCUGUAUCAUGCAUGCACACACAGAGGCAGGACCCUCUCCUGUUCCUGCCUCUGAUGUAAGCUGCUUUCAGGAAUUCGAGUAGAAGUAGGGCCCAGCCUGAUCCAGAAGGAUACCAUGGAAAAAGGCAUUAUAGCCAUGUGUCACUUAAUGUCCACGAUACAGUCUGAAAUAGUACCUUAUUCGAUUUGGAUGUUGUGGGAACACCAUAUUAUAUACAGUCAGUCCCUGGGUUGCCCAGCCCCACCCGCUGCUCCACCCACCUGAAGAGCAGGAGUGGCCUGGCCCGGCAGCCCCCGCUGCCACCUACCCACCAGACAAAGCCUGAAAGCUGUAUCCACUGGAUACAGGAGGUGGCCUUGCCUGGUGUGCGGCUUCUGGCUGGGCGGGGGCUGUACUGGCAGCUGGAUGGGGACUUUGCGCACAUCUGGGCACAAGGGGGAGAUGUGGCCUCAGGGA